This is a messenger RNA of Carassius carassius (crucian carp), 1279 nucleotides long. RefSeq names its product transcription factor Spi-B-like. The coding region runs from base 162 to 944 and encodes 260 amino acids. The transcript is spliced from 5 exons. Gene Ontology annotation, molecular function: sequence-specific DNA binding; DNA-binding transcription factor activity, RNA polymerase II-specific. Gene Ontology annotation, cellular component: nucleus. Lineage: Eukaryota; Metazoa; Chordata; Actinopteri; Cypriniformes; Cyprinidae. Gene Ontology annotation, biological process: cell differentiation; regulation of transcription by RNA polymerase II. The record is from RefSeq and is a predicted model, not a curated record.
CCCCUUGCUAUUGAUAAAAACGGGUCUGCACCGUUUCGACGAGACAGUGUUUUGUGUGUAAAACACACUAAUAGUUACCAAUCAGUCUUUUCUUAAAAUAUUGGUUAUUCAUUAUCAUACAACGACACUUGACGGCAAUACAGUGAGGAUCACUCCAUAACAUGAACAGUCCGGAAGAAUAUCAGACCGAUUUGGAGGUGAUUCUGGAAUUUCUUGAGGAGCAUUACAGACAGGAAUCUCGAAGAAAAGCCCUGUGGAACAUGAGGGACCACUCUGUCGUGCGAACCAGUGAAGAUGUGGACAUAUCUGGAAAGAAUCUUCCUGCCGCAGAACAUUUCAGCAAUGCACUAGAACAAGAAAAGUCCCAGCUGCAGCCUCCUGCACCUGCAGCUCAGCAGGUCAUGGGAUCUCUGGCCAAAGCAAACGGAUCUGACUCAUAUAAGGACAGCAGGAUGAAUUGCAACAGCAAUGCCAUAACUGAUCAGUCACCGGUCCUUCACAAUGCACCCGACGGGCAAGUGUUAAAUGCCCCAAAUGGACCAGAGAGACCUUUAAUUCUGAAUACAACAGCUGAAAAGCGUGCUGAAUCAUUGCCCAGCAUUACACCUGCAGAAAAAGGGAAAAAGCUACGUCUUUUCCACUUCCUGUUCGAGAUGCUGGAGGACCCAGGCAUGGGCCACUGUGUGUCCUGGGUGUCGGCUUCAGGAGGUGUCUUCCAAUUUUCUGCUAGGCGCAAGGAGCGCGUGGCAGAGCUAUGGGGCCAAAGGAAGGGCAACCGAAUGCCCAUGACCUACCAAAAAAUGUCCCGUGCCCUGCGAAAUUAUACUCACUCAGGGGAGAUCAUUAAAGUGAAAAAGAAACUGACUUAUCAGUUUAGCGUUGCUACCCUCUCUACUUUACAGAGCCAACAUGGUAUAAAUAAAGCAGCAUGUGGGUCGAAAUGAAAGCUCAGUGAUUGUCUUCAGUAUGUUUGGGCCAUUAUUUGUUACUUUUAUGAUAUCUUAGCUGCCUUGGUUACAGGAGGAGGGUAAAACUAGUGUCUAUUUUCUCUUGCUCGACGAAGGUGAUGAACUGUGUUGUUUUGAACAGCAGACUCUUAUGGAGAUGAUUUACUUUUUGCUGUUCUUAGCAUAUCUUGAUGCAUUUAAAAAAGUAUGUCUUUUGUUGCCAUGUUUUAUAAAUAAAACACAAUGUGUACGUUUGUCAUAUACUGUAUAGUUAUCCUUUUUCAUUAUAUUUUCCUUUAUCAGUUUUUCAGCUGGAACUAAAAAAGAACUAA